CGAUCGCGUCGUGCUGGGCGGUUGCGUUGGCCUUCUACUCUCUCCUCUAGUCCUCUUCUUCUUCGCCAUCGGCAAGCACCGCCGCCGCCGCGGAGGAUUCGAAGGUUGCGCCGGCCAGCGGAGGAAACCCUAGAGGGAGGGAGGCGGGGAAGCUGCGGGUGCGGGGGAGUCGCCAUGUUGGGGAAGGGGUAUGACCUCGAGGCCGGCGGCGCGUCGGAGCCGCUGUACCCGGGGAUGGUGGAGAGCCCCGACCUGAGGUGGGCGCUCAUCCACAAGAUCUACGUCAUCCUCUCCGUGCAGAUCGCCAUGACCGCGGCCGUCGCCGCCUUCGUUGUCAAGGUCCGCGGCGUCUCGGAGUUCUUCGUCUCCUCCAAAGCCGGCCUGGCGCUCUACAUCUUCCUCCUCGUCUUGCCCCUCAUCGUGCUGUGCCCCCUGCGCUACUACCACCAGAAGCACCCGGUGAACCUGCUGCUCCUUGGCGUCUUCACCGUCGCCAUCAGCUUCGCCGUCGGCAUGACAUGUGCCUACACGAGCGGAAAAGUCAUUUUUGAGGCAGCGAUUCUCACAGCAGUGGUUGUAAUCAGCUUGACUGCUUACACUUUCUGGGCUGCAAAGAGAGGCCAUGACUUCAACUUCCUCGGCCCCUUCCUAUUUUCUGCUGUGAUGGUGUUGAUUCUGUUCUCCCUGAUUCAGGUAUUUUUCCCACUGGGCAAGAUCUCUGAAAUGAUAUAUGGUGGACUGGCAUCACUAGUCUUCUCUGGAUACAUCAUCUACGACACGGACAAUAUCAUCAAGCGCUACACGUAUGAUGAGUAUGUCUGGGCUGCUGUCUCGCUCUACCUCGACGUGAUCAACCUCUUCUUAUCUCUGCUGCGAGUGCUGAGGGCAGCAGAUAACUAGUUCAAAGGCUAGUUCUCUACCCUGCACAUAACGAAUGUCCAUGGAUUGCUGUACUCUGAUUAAGCAUCACACUUGUGUUGAUUCUGCUGUAAAUUCUUGCUUAGCGGAUCCUGGAGACUUUUGAUGGAACCGCAUAAUUGAAUUUCUUGGCUAUGUUACAAAUAAAUGCAGCUGUUGCAUCGUUCUUUGCUCGCUGAAAA
This is a messenger RNA of Oryza brachyantha (malo sina), 1100 nucleotides long. RefSeq names its product protein LIFEGUARD 2-like. Gene Ontology annotation, cellular component: membrane. Bases 175 to 900 code for a protein of 241 amino acids. The transcript is spliced from 4 exons. The record is from RefSeq and is a predicted model, not a curated record. Lineage: Eukaryota; Viridiplantae; Streptophyta; Magnoliopsida; Poales; Poaceae.